AUGUCCACCACUCCUGGGCCCGCGCAGCACGGAUCGGAACCUGGGCCGUCAAGAGCCCAGCGGCAGAAGCCGCCUUAUAUCCCAAAACCGAAAACGUUAAAACAUAGCCUCUCACAACCCGUAAUCCAAGAAGCAUUUGAAGUGGACUAUUAUCUAUCCAGGACGGGUAACUGGAAGCAUAUCAAAAUGUCAGCCGUUGUGAAAAUUUUCAGGGUUCUGUUUGAUAUGCUUGAGUCCGCAAGUGAAGAUAAGUGGUUAUUUGUAUGGCUUGGGGGCUUAGUUAUGAGAAGCUGGGAGAAGCUGCCAGACUGGUCCGAAGAUCCUGCACCGCAUCCAUUAGAUAGCUCACCCUGGUCACGAGGUUCCAGCUCACUUUCCCUUUCUUCAGCGCCAUCAGCUCAGUCCGCCAGUAGUGAGGGUGCCGAAUCAAUUAAUUUAAAGCGGGAACGAGCUGAAAAAAAGAGCCAUCUUGGUAUUGACGAACGUAAGUGA
Messenger RNA from Orbilia oligospora ATCC 24927, 492 nucleotides. RefSeq lists its product as uncharacterized. Bases 1 to 492 code for a protein of 163 amino acids. NCBI's taxonomy places the organism in Eukaryota, Fungi, Ascomycota, Orbiliomycetes, Orbiliales, Orbiliaceae. The record is from RefSeq and is a predicted model, not a curated record. The transcript has 2 exons.